AUGAGCGAACCCAUGGAGGUGGAAGUUGAGCCCAAAAUUGAAAACAAACCCACCAAGAAACUAAUUAAUAAGGACAAAAAGAAAUUUGAAGUUAAAAAAUGGACAGCUGUAGCAUUUUGGAGUUGGGAUAUUCAGGUCGAGACAUGUUCGAUUUGUAGAAAUCACUUGAUGGAACAAUGUAUCGAAUGUCAACCAAAUAGUAUGGGGAAUUCAUCUGAAGAAUGUAUAGCUGCUUGGGGUGAUUGCAAUCAUGCUUUCCAUUUUCAUUGUAUUUCAAGAUGGUUGAAGACUAGAAAUGUGUGUCCAUUAGAUAAUCGAGAAUGGAAUUAUCAAAAAUACGGUAAAUGA
This is a messenger RNA of Ascoidea rubescens DSM 1968, 348 nucleotides long. RefSeq names its product SCF ubiquitin ligase complex subunit HRT1 (gene HRT1). Gene Ontology annotation, cellular component: cullin-RING ubiquitin ligase complex; nucleus. Lineage: Eukaryota; Fungi; Ascomycota; Saccharomycetes; Ascoideales; Ascoideaceae. Bases 1 to 348 code for a protein of 115 amino acids. The record is from RefSeq and is a predicted model, not a curated record. Gene Ontology annotation, molecular function: ubiquitin protein ligase activity; cullin family protein binding; zinc ion binding. The transcript has 2 exons. Gene Ontology annotation, biological process: ubiquitin-dependent protein catabolic process; protein ubiquitination.